Messenger RNA from Cladocopium goreaui, 891 nucleotides. The record is from the annotation of a GenBank genome assembly. Lineage: Eukaryota; Dinophyceae; Suessiales; Symbiodiniaceae.
AUGAUGGACAAUGGUUACCCUCAGACCACCGAGGUCAAGAUUCUGCGAGAGUAUAUCAAGACUCAGUCUCAUCAGCUCUCGGUUGAGCAGAUGAGACCGCCAACCGCAGUAACCAAUGCAGUGUCCUGGCGAUCUGAUGGCAUCAAACACAAGAAGAACGAGAUCUUCCUGGAUGUCGUCGAACGUUUGAACCUCUUGGUUUCUGCGAACGGCUCUGUGCUGCGAUCAGAGAUCUUGGGAGCUCUGAAGAUGAAGUCUUACCUUUCUGGAAUGCCUGAGCUGAAGCUGGGUCUGAAUGACAAGCUUCUGUUUGAGGCAACUGGAAGGCCUGUAGCCAAAGGAAAGUCAGUGGAAAUGGAGGACAUUAAGUUCCACCAGUGUGUGCAGCUUGCACGCUUUGAGAAUGAUCGGACUAUAUCUUUCAUUCCGCCAGAUGGUGAGUUUGAGCUCAUGAGCUACCGGCUGAACACGCAUGUCAAACCUUUGAUAUGGGUAGAGGCCGUGGUGGAUCCAGGUCACUCGCGGUCGCGGAUUGAGUACAUGAUCAAAGCAAAGUCCCAGUUCAAAUCGCGCAGCGUUGCAAACAACGUAGAGAUCCACAUUCCGGUGCCCUCGGACGUGGACUCGCCAUCCUUCAAAACGUCCAUUGGCACUGUGAGAUAUAUCCCAGAUCAGGAUUGUAUCGUGUGGAGCAUCAAGCAGUUUCAGGGUCAAAAAGACUUCAUUAUGACGGCCAAUUUCGGGCUACCAUCUGUCGGUGCAGAGAACAGAGAUGCCUACAUGAAGGCGCCCAUGUCGGUGAAGUUUGAAAUCCCUUACUUUACCGUGUCGGGUGUGACUGUGAGGUAUCUGAAGAUUGUGGAGAAAUCCGGUUACCAGGCACUGGCUUAA